AUGCUGUUCAAAAUGAUAAAUAAAAUGCCUGUACGUUCAAAUCUAUCUAUCUAUCUAUCUAUCUAUCUAUCUAUCUAUCUAUCUAUCUAUCUCUGUUCAAAUCUAUCUAUAUAUUUAUCAAUCUAUCUCAGUUCGUUCAGAUCUAACUCUCUAGCUAUGCAUCUAUCUAGGGAUCUCAGUCUGUUUAAAUCAAUCAAUCAAUCAAUCUAUCUAUCUAUCUAUCUAUCUAUCUAUCUAUCUCUGUUCAAAUCUAUCUAUAUAUUUAUCAAUCUAUCUCACGAUCUCAGUCUGUUUAAAUCAAUCAAUCAAUCAAUCUAUCUAUCUAUCUAUCUAUCUCUGUUCAAAUCUAUCUAUAUAUUUAUCAAUCUAUCUCACGAUCUCAGUCUGUUUAAAUCAAUCAAUCAAUCAAUCUAUCUAUCUAUCUAUCUAUUUCUGUUCAAAUCUCUAUGCAUCUAUCUAGCGAUCUCAGUCUGUUUAAAUCAAUCAAUCAAUCAAUCUAUCUAUCUAUCUAUCUAUCUAUUUCUGUUCAAAUCUAUCUAUAUAUUUAUCAAUCUAUCUCACGAUCUCAGUCUGUUUAAAUCAAUCAAUCAAUCAAUCUAUCUAUCUAUCUAUCUAUCUAUCUAUUUCUGUUCAAAUCUUUUCUUUUCAUCUUCUAUUUUCUUUUCUUCUUCCUUUUUCUUUUCUUCUUCAUCCUUUUUCUUUCUCCUUCCUUUUUCUUUCUUUCUUUCUUUCUUUCUUUCUUCUUCUUCCUUUUUUCUCCCUUUUUCUUUCUUCUUCUUCUUCUUCCUCCUUUUUCUUUCUUUCUCCUUCUUUUUUUUUACUACUUCUCCUUCUUCCUCCUCCUUCUUCUUCUUUCUGUUCAGCACAUUCCCUGAGGGAGCGACUAUGUCAAUAUACACAGUAGGCAACGAUUGCUGCUAG
Molecule: messenger RNA, 921 nt
Organism: Acanthosepion pharaonis
Lineage: Eukaryota; Metazoa; Mollusca; Cephalopoda; Sepiida; Sepiidae
Source: the annotation of a GenBank genome assembly